AACCAUCAAGAAGCUUUUUUUGUGAUUAGAGGGAUGGUCGAGAUUGAUUAUUCUGUAUACCUUGUCACGGGCAGGAACUUUCUCCCUCCUGGCAAGGAUUAUCUUGACUCUUUGGAAGAGUCGCUUCAAGGAGGUGUCACUGUUGUCCAAGUGCGAGAGAAAGAUGCAGACACGGGCGAGUUUAUCGAAAUCGCAAGGAAGAGCAAGGAAGUGUGCGACAAAUACAAUGUCCCACUCAUCAUCAACGACCGCGUCGACGUCGCUCUUGUCGUUGGUGCAGCAGGACUUCACAUUGGUCAAGACGACAUGGACAUUGCCCAAGCUAGGAAACUUUUGCCGCCUGGAACUAUUAUUGGUGUAAGCUGCAACAAGAUUGAGGAACUUGAGGCUGCUGUGAAGGCUGGUGCCGAUUAUGUGGGUAUCGGGACGGUUUGGCCUACUCAGACGAAGGAUGUGGCGCAUAGGAUUAUUGGCCCUAGAGGAAUCGGGGAGAGGCUAAAGGUGCUGGAUGGUACGGGUGUGAAGGCUGUUGCCAUUGGCGGGAUCAAGUCGACCAAUUUGUGGAGGACCUUACAUGGCGGCGUGACUACAACGGGAAGUGCACUGGACGGCGUUGCUGUUGUGAGUGAGAUUAUGGGAUCUCCUGAGCCUAAAUCUGCGGCCGAGAAGCUUUCAUCGAUCGUGAAGGCCUUCAAGAAAGAGCAUGCUCGAGUCACCGAGCUACGUGCUUCGCAGCGGCUCACGAAAGAGUCCAUCAUUGGCCAGGUGGCUGAGUUGGUAAAGAAGAUUCGGGAUGUGAACCCGUUGGUACAUCAGAUCACAAACCAUGUCGUCGCCACGCAAUCGGCUAAUGUCACGCUUGCCAUUGGGGCGAGCCCUAUCAUGGCGACAGAGCCAGCAGAGAUGGAAGAUCUGUCCAAGAUUGCCAACGCACUCCUCGUGAACAUCGGGACCAUGGUAUCUUCUGGAGUCGAAGGAGCGAGACUUGCUGGCGUCUGUGCUAACAAGUACAGGAAGCCGAUUGUAUUCGACCCCGUCGGUGUAGGAGCCAGUGCUUUCAGGAGAAACAACGCCAAUGGCUUCUUGAACCAAUGGCAAGCGAGUAUUAUCAAAGGCAAUGCGGGCGAGCUUGCUGCUUUGGCAGGAACUACUGAGGUUCUCUCGAAAGGCGUUGACAGCGUAGGAUCUGGAUUCAAGGACCCCGUCUCGUUUGUCCGCAACCUGGCACGCAAAGAACGAUGCGUAAUCGUAUUGACAGGACAUACCGACUACAUCUCCGAUGGGAACACUGUCGUCUCUUUGUCGAACGGACAUCCGGCCCUAGGACAAAUCACUGGAUCUGGGUGUAUCCUUGGAAGCUGCCUGGCUUCGUACUGUGCGACUGCCCUGCAGGGUAAAGAGGUGGAUCUUCAGGGACCCAUCGUCGAUGACACCUCAUUCGUCGCGGCUAUUGCAGGCACCCUCGUUCUUACUGUCGCCGCUGAGAUCGCAACCAAAAAAGACGAAUUCAAAGGUCCUGGAACCUUCUUGUCAGUGUUGAUCGACACGUUGUCCACGUUGAAGGCUGAGGACAUAGUAGAAAAUGCUAAGCUUACUAUCCACUGA
Molecule: messenger RNA, 1605 nt
Organism: Coprinopsis cinerea okayama7#130
Lineage: Eukaryota; Fungi; Basidiomycota; Agaricomycetes; Agaricales; Psathyrellaceae
Product: thiamine biosynthetic bifunctional enzyme
Exons: 11
Coding region: 34-1605 (523 amino acids)
Biological process (GO): thiamine biosynthetic process
Cellular component (GO): cytoplasm
Molecular function (GO): thiamine-phosphate diphosphorylase activity; magnesium ion binding; hydroxyethylthiazole kinase activity
Source: RefSeq, a predicted model, not a curated record